Metarhizium acridum CQMa 102 is the source of this 2202-nucleotide messenger RNA. RefSeq lists its product as uncharacterized. Gene Ontology annotation, molecular function: protein binding. The record is from RefSeq and is a predicted model, not a curated record. NCBI's taxonomy places the organism in Eukaryota, Fungi, Ascomycota, Sordariomycetes, Hypocreales, Clavicipitaceae.
AUGCGCUCGUCAUAUUCGUCGACGGAACAGUCUCAUAGCGACUCAGACUGGUCGCAGCAGGAUGAAGGCGGCUCUCGCGUCUCGGGGCAUUGCGUCGAAGUUGUCUCUCCCAAUACCGACCACGACCACGACCACGACGGCAUUGACACUUACAGCGAAGUAACACACACUGGUCGCCAAUGUCCUAGCUCGGGCCUGCUUGCGACGGAUACCCAACACGACGCCCAAAACACCACCACAGCACACAACUCUGAUGAGAACCAAUUUUCCCAUUGCAUUCCUGCUGUCUACCCCACUGAUCAGUCACACCAUUCGCCAUUGCCAGAAUAUCAUGAUAGCGAUGAUGAUGAGGGUAUGAGCGAUAUUGAUGGUGGUGUGUCCCUUGACCAAGUUUCCUCCGUUGCCCGCAUUGAAGGUUAUUCUGGCUCACAUCUUGCUGCGGCUGGUGUUGACUACGACUACAUCGAGAGCAGCGACGACAACGACGGGGAACUUGACAUUGAUCAGGAUUCAGACAACGAUGGGCCUCUCCCCGCCCAGGCUUUCGACCCAUACCUCAACUUUAACGGCCCUCCAAACUUCCCUUUGCAUUUGCAUAGCCUUUACGGCUCUGCGUUCAUGAUGGGCACGGAAUUUCCCCCUCAGACAUGGGCUGGCGCAAAUGGCCCUGGGUCUCUGCUGGCACCAGAAGUGGACAUGACUGCGUUCCAUGAUUCGAAUGAUACUCUUCCACCUGUCCAACUUAGCAAUCCAAAUCCAGCCAUUCCUGGAGCCGAAAACCUUGGUCUCAUUGACUUUCUCCGAAGCUGGGCGUAUCAAGGCAGUUUCACUGACAGCCCUCGAUCUCGCCCACCACAUCUUGGUCAAGUAAUAAAACAGGCUGGUGCCCCCAUCAAGGAGAUUAGACAUUCAGAUCUCCAUGGCGACGAAUGUGAUUUUCAGGGCUUAAACUGGAAAAUGAUGGAGACAACCCGGGGCAAUGCGAGGGCGAGGCGCAUUCGCACGUACAAAAAUUACGUCAACCAGCCCGGGUCUGAUAUAGUAGCCCCUCACAUGGAUGACGAGGGCAUUCCUUCUUGCGAAAGUUUCUUCCGAUUUGGAAGGAUGAAUGUUCGACAAGACGUUCAUCUUGCUCACUUUCAGCUCCGAAAUGUUCUAGCUUGCCCUUCACGGACACACGCCUACUAUCCCAGUCCGACAGGUGUGAAUAGGGUUAAUACAGUUUUUCGUACUACCGAUGUCGUCAUGAGUACGCGUGACUUCCCAGCCAUGGGCGCCGCACUUUCAAGCCUGGAUGCGGCUUGUGGAGUCUUGAUGGGUGGAACAUUUGGUGGUGAUUAUUACCUCAAGUCCCUAGAGUGUGACGACAAGUCAAGGUCCAGCGAAGGUCAGAUAACGUCAGACUUCAGCGGAAUCACGAAUCACAUCAAGAUAUACCGACCUCGCCGCUCCUGUGGCCCAGUAGCAGCAAUUGCCAGCAAUGACUGCGGGUUCCGAGUCAUGGAUAUUGGGACAGAGCACUUUGUUUCGGAGACGACAUACCCCUUCGCUCUCAACUGCUCAGCACUAUCUCCGGAUCACCGCCUUCGUGUACUUGUUGGUGAUAGCUCCGAGGCUCUUAUCACAAACGCAGACACGGGUGAAGUCCUACAAAAGCUUGCGGGACAUCGCGACUACGGUUUUGCCUGCGAUUGGUCUGAAGACGGGCGGACGGUAGCAACCGGUUUCCAGGAUCGUGGCGUGAAGAUAUGGGAUGCGCGUAGAUGGUGCAACUCUAGCGGCAUUAGCACUCCAUUGUACACUAUUCGAUCGGAGAUGGCCAGUGUCCGCGGCCUUUGUUUCUCGCCCCUUGGAAGUGGCAAGCCAGUGCUGGUGGCAGCUGAGGAAGCAGACUACAUCAACUUUAUCGACGCGCAAACGUUUGCGUCCAAGCAGACCAUUGACGUGUUUGGUGAAAUUGGCGGCAUUGCAUUUGCCAAUGACGGGCAAAACGUCAAUAUCCUCUGUUGUGACAAACACCGUGGCGGUCUGUUGCAGUUGGAGCGAUGUGGACGCCGACCAGAGCCACUGCUUGAAAAUCUAGAACAGCGCCGGGCGACACGCUACCGAUAUUUUACAGAAGAUGACCAUCAACUGUUCCAGGACAAAUGGACUCUCAGACGCAGAUCGGCUUUUUAUGAGCAGAACCUUGACCCGUUCUAA